AGGGCCACACUUCCGGGCGCGGCUUCUCUUCCGCCAGCUGGGGCGAGUUCCAGCCUUUGACGCUGCGGGUGCUGCGUGGCCUGCGGGGCGUGGCGGUGCCCGCAUCUUGGUCUGCGUGAACGAGCACCUCCGGUCAAGCCUGUCACCCGUGCCUUCCCAGCACAGCGACUGCAGAUGAGGGAGUCCCCGAGUUGAGUGUCCCAGCGAUGGCUACUCCCUGGAGGUGCGCCCUGUGGAUGAUCCUGGUGUCCCAGGUGGUGACCCUGGUAAAAUGUUUGGAAGACGACGACGUCCCGGAAGAGUGGCUCCUUCUGCACGUGGUCCAGGGCCAAAUAGGAGCCGGGAAUUACAGCUACUUGCGGUUGAACCACGAGGGUAAAAUUAUUCUCAGGAUGCAGAGCCUGAGCGGGGAUGCGGACCUGUACGUGUCUGACAGCACUCCGCACCCAAGCUUCGAUGACUAUGAGCUGCAGUCUGUCACUUGCGGCCAGGACGUGGUCUCUAUACCGGCACACUUCCAGCGGCCGGUCGGGAUAGGGAUUUAUGGACACCCAUCUCACCAUGAGAGUGACUUUGAGAUGAGGGUGUACUAUGACAGAACUGUGGAUCAGUACCCAUUCGGAGAGGCUGCCUAUGCGGCUGACACAACAGGAGCCAGUCAGAAGCAGGCUUAUGCUCCCGAGGAGGCAGCCCAAGAAGAGGAGUCAGUCCUCUGGACGAUAUUGAUUAGCAUUUUGAAAUUGGUGCUUGAAAUUCUCUUCUGAUUCCUUGAAUAUGCUGGAGCACAAACCAUUUUUGCACGGAUCGAUUACAGUUUGCUGCGAACCUUGCUACUUGAUCUGGUCAAAUUCUGGUUACCUUUUUCUAGACUAGGAUGGAAAAAUAAAGCCAUACAGUUUUGUUACCUCCGUUUACUCCCAAGCAGGAAAAGCAGCAAGCACAAUAUUUUAGAGAUUAAAAUUCCUAUAAAAAGGAGUCUGCUCAAUAAAAUGUUUAAUUACAUUUUGGUUAGGUGAGUAAAAAGAUUACAGUAACAGGCUGUAUAAAUCAGAUUAAACUUUCCUGCUGGUGCAGAAGUUGAUAACUGUAGGAUUUAUUCUAUAGACAUUUAAAUGAAGUACAGAACUUCGAGUUUUAAAUAGGUACUAUAUAGCCAGGUUGGAAAUGCAGUGACAGCUUCGCCCUUCCCAGAGCCUCUACACAGUAGGGAUAUGGUACCUGAUACCCAAGCAAGCUUUCCUGGCAGCAAGUAUUUAUAAAUUGUUGCUGUGCCAGUGAUGACAGAUUCCAAAUCCAGUUGUACCAGAGGCCAUUUGCCCUUUCCUCUGCUUAGCUAGAUUGGAGCUCUCUGGUUAUUAGGUAACUAAUACUACCUAAUCAGGUCAAGACAGAGUCUUAACAAGUGGUAACUUUGUUAUAUUCAAGAAGAAAUAUUUCAAAUUAAGUUGCUACCUCUUUCUGCUGAUCUCUGGAAAAAGACAACACUACGAAAUUAAAGUCUGGGGAAAUGAGCCAUUUCUCUGACUUUGAAGUUGCUAAUAAAGAAAUAAAUCAACUUGA
Molecule: messenger RNA, 1560 nt
Organism: Apodemus sylvaticus (European woodmouse)
Lineage: Eukaryota; Metazoa; Chordata; Mammalia; Rodentia; Muridae
Gene: C23H6orf120
Product: chromosome 23 C6orf120 homolog
Exons: 2
Coding region: 207-764 (185 amino acids)
Source: RefSeq, a predicted model, not a curated record